Molecule: messenger RNA, 2582 nt
Organism: Peromyscus eremicus (cactus mouse)
Lineage: Eukaryota; Metazoa; Chordata; Mammalia; Rodentia; Cricetidae
Gene: Oxgr1
Product: oxoglutarate receptor 1
Exons: 1
Coding region: 36-1052 (338 amino acids)
Biological process (GO): G protein-coupled receptor signaling pathway
Cellular component (GO): plasma membrane
Molecular function (GO): G protein-coupled receptor activity
Source: RefSeq, a predicted model, not a curated record
UCUUCCAUUUUCUUGCAAGAUGAAAGAAAUAAACCAUGAAUGAGCCACUGGACAGUCCAGUCAACGAUUCUGACUUCCUGGAUUAUGUGGCUGCUUUGGGAAACUGCACUGAUGAGCAGCAAAUCUCAUUCAAGAUGCAGUACCUUCCUGCUGUCUACAGCAUCAUCUUUCUUGUGGGCUUUCCAGGGAACACAGUGGCGAUUUCCAUCUACAUUUUCAAGAUGCGACCCUGGAAGAGCAGUACCAUCAUCAUGCUGAACUUGGCCUUGACAGACCUGCUGUACCUGACCAGCCUUCCUUUCCUCAUCCAUUAUUAUGCAAGUGGUGAAAACUGGAUCUUUGGAGAUUUCAUGUGCAAGUUCAUCCGAUUUGGCUUCCAUUUUAACCUCUACAGCAGCAUCCUCUUCCUCACCUGCUUUAGCAUCUUCCGUUAUGUUGUGAUCAUUCACCCGAUGAGCUGUUUUUCUAUUCAGAAAACUCGAUGGGCAGUGGUAGCUUGUGCUGGGGUGUGGGUCAUUUCUUUGGUAGCUGUCAUGCCAAUGACUUUUCUGAUCACAUCAACCACCAGGACCAAUAGGUCUGCUUGUCUUGACCUCACGAGUUCUGAUGACCUUAAUACUAUCAAAUGGUACAAUCUCAUUUUGACGGCCACCACUUUCUGCUUGCCCUUGGUGAUAGUGACACUUUGCUACACAACAAUUAUCAGCACUCUGACUCAUGGGCCUCAGACCCACAGCUGCUUUAAGCAGAAGGCUCGAAGGCUGACCAUUCUGCUACUCCUAGUGUUCUAUAUUUGUUUUUUACCCUUUCACAUCUUGAGGGUCAUUCGUAUCGAAUCUCGCCUGCUUUCAAUCAGCUGCUCCACUGAGAGUCACAUUCAUGAAGCUUACAUUGUUUCUAGACCAUUAGCUGCCCUCAACACCUUUGGAAACUUGCUGUUAUAUGUAGUGGUCAGCAAUAACUUUCAGCAGGCAUUCUGCUCCAUAGUGAGUUGCAAAGCCAGUGGGGAUCUUGAACAAGCAAAAAAAGAUAGUUGCUCAAACAACCCUUGAGUCAUGUCAUUUAGUCAAGGGUAGGGAGAUAUCUCAGUGUGUAAAGUUCUUGACAUGCAAAUGUGAAGACCUGAAAUAGAAUUUUCAGAAUCUACUUAAGUUCAGUGUGGUAGUGAGCACCUGUAAUCCCAGGACUCCUAUGGUGAGAUGGAAAUGGAGACAGGAGAAUUCCUAGAGGCUCAAGGCCAGCUAGCCAACUGUACACUGUGACUAACCUCAAAGAGACCUUGUUUCCAACAAGAUAGAAGGGGAGGACCAAUGUGUGAGGUUGUCCUUUGAGCUCCACAUGCACACAGUGUCAUGUAUUCACCCCUCCCCUACCACACAAGUGGGAUCAUAUCAUUCACACACACACACACACACACACACACACACACACACACACACACACACACUCAUCAAAUAUCAAUCAAUCAAUCAAUCAAUCAGUGCCUCCUGAUAAUUUAUAUAUAACUUCCAACACGUUCCCCCUCAGUAGAACUCUAAGUAACUACAGUAUAUAUUCAGGUUGUUAUGAGCCAAAGCCAUGGGCUAGACUCUUAGGAGAUCUUUGCAAUAUGUUUAUUUAGAUCUUUGUUUGGGUAGAGGAUGAGAUACAUGAGUGUCAAUAAAGUAUAUAUAGGAUUAGAAACUAUGAAACUCAGAUAAUCUCUGUUGCCAUCAAUUUACUGGCUCCAUAUGAAAACUGGUGUUUGUACAACAGCCCUGGACUUCCCAGUGCUUUAAUGUGAGGAUGGGGAUACCGAGCAAACUAGAAGGAAACAAAAGCCAAGGGUAUCCUUUCAUACCUAGCUGCCUGUCUUUCAGCCUUUGGGGCCUGUGUUCAAUGAAAUCCGAGAUUAUCCAAAAGCAUCACUGUGCCUUUCUCAAGAUUUUUACAUCUAAGAUAUUUACAACUUCCUUUCAAUUUUCUUUGACACUAGUGCUCUGAGUUUUCCUCUCAGUCCUAGUUAGUUCUUUGGGUGGGAGGGAGACAUUAGGAUGCAGUUAAAAGAGAGUUGGGGGGAUGUCUCCGUCAGUAAAGUGCCUGCUGUGCACAUGUGAAGGCUUGAGUUUGGUCCCCAGAACCUGCACACAGAAGUGAGGUGCAGUGGCAUUCACUUGGCAUCCCAGCUCGAGGCAGCAGAAACAGGCAGGUCCCUGGGGCCUGCUGGCCAGCCAGCCUAGCUGACUUGGUGAGUCCCAGCACAAUGAGAGAUUCUGACUCAAAAAUCGAGGUGUAUAGCUCCUGAUGAACCACACCGAGGUUUUCCUCUGGCCUAUGUCUUCUCUGUAUCUUAACAACUGUUGAAUUUAUAAAUCACGUUAAGUUUUAUUGGCAGGUGUCAACAUGUCCUUGGGAAAGAGGAGACAUAUUGACGAAAUAUAAACGCUUUCAGAUAUCCUAUAUUCAGUAGGUAUAUCAAAUCUAAUGCUGCUUUGGUUUUCAGAGAGAAUUAUCCAGGAAAGACCCUUUUGGAUAUCUUUAUCCUUUAUACUAAUAAUGAAGAUAAUGUCUGUAGAAACAGUUAAAAUUAUUCUUGGAUUAUG